GAAACGCGUGGUGAAGGAGAUGGAGCUGACUUUGAGAUUGAUGCAGUCAUGUCGUUGGUAGAGUAGAGAUGUUCGGAUCUGAAGUCAUGGCACCCAAGAGCUGCUGACUCAGGUUGCUCAACCUUAUUUCACCACUUCUGCCACCACUCUUUCCGACGCAUUCAACAUGAGCGAAAAGAAAGGCGCAUACGGCGGCAAGGGCGCAGGCGACACGGACUUCCGCCGAACAUGGGAUCGCGAAGAAUAUGCAGCGCGCGCAGCCGACCGCGAUGCCAAAAUCAAAGAGGAAGGCAAAGCGCGACAUGAAGCAGCGUUGGCAGGAAAGAAAUACAUCCGUCGCGCCUCGACCCCUCCAGACGCGCGCGAUACAGAAGCGCGAAAACAACGUCUCAAUGUGGCAGAUCAAGUUGGAAAAACACAAAUCGUGCCUGCUGGAGCCGGGCAAGGCAAGCGAGGCAAAGGCGCCGGAUUCUACUGCGAUGCUUGCGAUUUGACUUUCAAGGAUAACUUGCAAUUUGUGGAGCACUUGAACAGUAAGCAGCAUCUUGUUGCUACGGGCGAAAGUGGUGAAGUUAGGAGAGCAACGUUGGAGGAAGUGCAGGAGAGGCUCGAGUAUUUGAAGAGGAAAAGGGAUGAGGAGGCUGCGAGAGAUACGGUGGAUUUGCAAACGAGGAUAAGUAGUGCAAAGGAGCAGGAGGAGCGGGAGAGGGAGGAGAAACGGAGGAAGAGGAAUGAGAAGAGACGGAAGACGAAGGAUGGGAUGGGACAUGCGGAAGUUAAGGUAGAGGGUGAUGGAGUCAUUUGUUGAUUAAUCAUAGGCCUGCGACGGAAGUCGAAGCCUCUGGGUGUGAUUGAUCUUAGCGAGGCGUUGGUGGAGUUGUUUCUCUGCAGAUCGAGGCGCUCAAAGAUAGAACACCACGGCUAGGAGCGGUAGCGCGAGAAGGGCGAAUUGCAUGUUGAAAUGCCGGGCUUGGCGAAUUGUGAAUAGCGAGCCAAGGUGGAAAGGAAAAGGCGAUGACUUGAAGACAUAGUCACUGCACUCAACAGCUGUAUCGACCCAAGGCGAGGCAAUGCGUGAAGCCCAGAAAGCCAUUCACAUGCUCCCUCG
Pseudocercospora fijiensis CIRAD86 is the source of this 1108-nucleotide messenger RNA. RefSeq lists its product as uncharacterized. The transcript has a single exon. Gene Ontology annotation, molecular function: zinc ion binding; nucleic acid binding. Bases 167 to 808 code for a protein of 213 amino acids. Gene Ontology annotation, cellular component: spliceosomal complex; U4/U6 x U5 tri-snRNP complex. Lineage: Eukaryota; Fungi; Ascomycota; Dothideomycetes; Mycosphaerellales; Mycosphaerellaceae. The record is from RefSeq and is a predicted model, not a curated record. Gene Ontology annotation, biological process: mRNA splicing, via spliceosome.